GGGCGGGGCGGGGGCGGGUCCGGGGGCGGGGCCCAGGCGGGGGCGGGCAUUCUAGGUGGCUGCAGCGAGCGACUCUCCUUCUCCAGCCUCCCCUGCGAUCGGCAGCACCCGGCUCCGACCUCCGACUUCCGGGCUCCAGCCCAAGAACUGACCGAGACUGAGUGUUUGGCAAGCAGGCCGGUUUGACAGCCGCAGCCCGGCGUCCCACCUCCACGCAGCAAGUCGGGUGCAGCAUAGUUCCCCCCCCCCCCCCCGCCGCGCCCCAGCAUCGCCGAAAUGAGGAGCAGGAGCAAUUCCGGGGUCCGCUUGGACGGUUACGCUAGGCUGGUGCAGCAAACCAUCCUGUGUUACCAGAAUCCCAUCACGGGGCUGCUGUCUGCCAGUCAUGAACAGAAGGAUGCCUGGGUGCGAGAUAAUAUCUACAGCAUCCUGGCCGUGUGGGGCCUGGGCAUGGCCUACCGCAAGAAUGCCGACCGUGAUGAGGACAAGGCCAAAGCCUAUGAGUUGGAGCAGAAUGUGGUGAAACUCAUGCGGGGUCUUCUGCAGUGCAUGAUGAGACAGGUGGAUAAAGUGGAGAAGUUCAAGCACACUCAGAGUACCAAGGACAGCCUGCACGCCAAGUACAACACCGCCACCUGCAGCACCGUGGUGGGUGAUGACCAAUGGGGCCACCUUCAGGUGGAUGCCACCUCCCUCUUCCUCCUGUUCCUGGCCCAGAUGACUGCUUCAGGUUUACGUAUUAUUUUCACCCUCGAUGAAGUUGCCUUCAUACAGAAUCUUGUUUUUUAUAUAGAAGCUGCAUAUAAAGUUGCUGAUUAUGGAAUGUGGGAACGUGGCGAUAAGACUAAUCAGGGCAUUCCAGAAUUGAAUGCAAGCUCUGUAGGAAUGGCCAAGGCAGCACUUGAAGCAAUUGAUGAACUGGAUCUUUUUGGAGCCCACGGAGGACGCAAGUCAGUGAUCCAUGUCCUGCCUGAUGAGGUUGAACACUGCCAGUCUAUUCUGUUCUCCAUGCUGCCAAGAGCAUCGACGUCUAAAGAGAUUGAUGCUGGACUUCUUUCUAUUAUUUCUUUCCCGGCCUUUGCAGUGGAAGAUAUGAACCUUGUGAAUGUGACCAAAAAUGAAAUUAUUUCGAAGCUCCAGGGGCGUUAUGGAUGUUGUCGCUUCCUUCGAGAUGGUUAUAAAACCCCAAGAGAGGACCCAAACCGAUUGCAUUAUGACCCUGCAGAACUCAAGCUCUUUGAAAACAUUGAAUGUGAAUGGCCUGUGUUCUGGACAUACUUCAUAAUUGAUGGGGUCUUCAGUGGUGACGCUGUUCAGGUCCAAGAAUACCGAGAGGCCCUGGAGGGAAUAUUAAUCAGGGGCAAGAAUGGGAUCCACCUGGUGCCAGAACUCUAUGCCAUCCCACCUAACAAGGUAGACGAAGAGUAUAAGAAUCCUCACACGGUGGACAGAGUUCCUCUGGGGAAGCUGCCCCAUCUGUGGGGUCAGUCCUUGUACAUCCUCAGCUCACUCUUGGCAGAGGGAUUCCUUGCCACUGGUGAAAUUGACCCCUUAAAUAGAAGAUUUUCCACUUCUGUUAAGCCUGAUGUUGUGGUACAAGUGACUGUUCUGGCAGAAAACAACCACAUUAAGGACUUGUUGAGGAAGCAUGGGAUAGACAUCCAGAGUAUUGCUGACAUUCACCCAAUCCGAGUCCAACCAGGCCGGAUCCUUAGUCACAUAUACGCCAAGCUGGGACGCAAUAAGAAUAUGAAAUUGAGCGGGCGACCAUAUAGGCACAUUGGCGUCCUUGGAACAUCUAAACUCUAUGUGAUUAGGAACCAAAUAUUUACUUUCACACCUCAGUUUACCGACCAGCAUCACUUCUAUCUGGCCCUGGACAACGAGAUGAUCGUGGAGAUGCUGAGGAUUGAGCUGGCUUACUUGUGCACCUGCUGGCGGAUGACGGGCAGACCCACGCUCACCUUCCCGAUCUCCCACACCAUGCUCACAAAUGAUGGCUCAGACAUUCAUCCUGCAGUUCUUUCUACAAUUAGAAAACUAGAGGAUGGAUAUUUUGGAGGAGCUAGAGUAAAAUUAGGGAGCCUUUCGGAAUUUCUCACCACGUCUUUCUACACGUAUCUGACCUUCCUGGAUCCAGACUGUGAGGAAAAGUUAUUUGAUGAUGAUUCCAACGAAGGGAGCAUCAGUCCUGAUAGCGAUUCAGAUUUGGGAGGAUAUUUCGAAGAGUCUUACAAUCGAGAAAGCCAGGAUGAACUUGACCAGUAUAUCAACAAUCUCCUGCAGAGCACAUCCUUGAAAUGCUACCUGCCCUCUCUUCGUAAGAAGACUUCAGAAGACACCCAUGUUUUCAGUGCUAUCCACUCCACACGGGAUAUACUUUCCGUGAUGGCAAAAGCAAAGGGUUUGGAAAUUCCAUUUGUUCCUAUGACUUUGCCAACUAAAGCUCUAAAUACACACCGUAAAUCGCUGAAUCUUGUUGAUUCUCCUCAUCCACUCCUAAAACAGGGUCCGGUCCCCGAAGGUGACUUCCAGUGGCCCAGAGAUGGUCAUGGCGAUAUGGACUGUGAGAAGCUGGUCGAGCAGCUGAAAGACUGUUCAAACCUACAGGACCAAGCAGACAUUCUGUACAUUCUGUAUGUGAUAAAGGGCCCCAGCUGGGACACAAAUCUCUCCGGACAGCAUGGAGUCACAGUUCAAAACCUCCUCAGUGAGCUCUACGGGAAAGCUGGCCUGAACCAGGAGUGGGGUUUGAUCCGCUACAUCUCUGGCCUGCUCAGGAAGAAAGUGGAGGUCCUGGCCGAGGCCUGCACAGACCUGCUGUCCCACCAGACGCAGCUCACAGUGGGCCUGCCGCCAGAGCCUCGGGAGAAGAUCAUCUCUGCGCCUCUUCCCCCGGAGGAGCUCACAAAACUCAUCUAUGAAGCCAGCGGGCAGGACAUUAGUAUCGCUGUCCUCACACAGGAGAUUGUGGUCUACUUGGCCAUGUACGUCCGGGCUCAGCCCAGCCUCUUCGUGGAGAUGCUCCGGCUCCGGGUCGGACUGAUCAUUCAGGUGAUGGCCACGGAGCUGGCGAGGAGCCUGAACUGUUCAGGAGAAGAAGCUUCUGAAAGUUUAAUGAACCUCAGCCCUUUUGAUAUGAAAAAUCUCCUGCAUCAUAUUCUAAGUGGAAAGGAAUUUGGCGUUGAGAGAAGCAUGCGACCUAUCCAUUCUUGUACAUCCAGCCCUGCCAUCUCUAUCCAUGAGGUGGGACAUACAGGAGUCACCAAAACUGAGAGGAGUGGCAUCAGCAGGCUAAGAAGUGAGAUGAAACAGAUGACUAGGCGAUUUAGUACCGAUGGACAGCUCUUUUCUGUGAGCCAGGCCUCAUCCAGCACCUCGCAUUGCUUCAAGUCUAUGAGGUCCAGCACCCCACCUUCGCCCACUGGCACAUCAUCGUCAGACUCAGGAGGGCAUCACAUUGGCUGGGGGGAGCGACAGGGCCAGUGGCUGCGCAGGAGAAGGCUGGAUGGGGCCAUCAACAGGGUGCCUGUGGGAUUCUACCAGAAGGUGUGGAAGAUCCUUCAGAAGUGCCAUGGCCUGUCCAUCGAUGGUUACGUGCUCCCGUCCUCAACGACACGAGAGAUGACUCCGCAGGAGAUCAAGUUCGCUGUCCAUGUUGAGUCAGUGCUGAACCGUGUGCCUCAACCCGAGUACCGGCAGCUGCUGGUAGAAGCCAUCAUGGUGCUAACGCUGCUCUCAGACACCGAGAUGAAUAGCAUCGGGGGCAUCAUCCACGUGGACCAGAUCGUGCAGAUGGCCAACCAGCUGUUCCUGCAGGACCAGAUGUCGAUUGGCGCCAUGGACACCCUGGAGAAAGACCAAGCCACAGGCAUUUGCCACUUCUUUUACGACAGUGCUCCAAGCGGGGCUUAUGGGACAAUGACCUAUCUAACAAAGGCAGUGGCUUCUCAUUUGCAAGAAUUGCUGCCCAAUUCAGGCUGCCAGAUGCAAUAGUGCCUUGGUGCUGUGAGUCUGUCACUUGCCCCCUAGCCUCAUUGGGAACUCUCUUCUGUGCCCAAGAUCCCCUGUGCUGUCACAAAAGCAUGUCCCAUUAGAAACACUGGAAGAGCCCAGCCAGCGUGGCUAAGUGGUUAAGUGUCAACCUAUGAACCAGGAGGUCACAGUUCGGUUCCCAGUCAGAGCAUAUGCCAGGGUUGUGGGCUCGAUCCCCAGUGUGGGGUGUGCAGGAGGCAGCCGAUUAAUGAUUCUCUCUCAUCAUUGAUGUUUCUAUCUCUCUCCUUCUCCCUUCCUCUCUCUGAAAUCAAUAAAAACAUAUUUUUCAAAAAACACUGGCAAGGCAGAAAUGGCAGUGACCUGAAAACAGUAUAUGUCCAAGCCAAAGAAAGAACAGGAAUCCUGUUGCUUCGAGUGGCAUAGGAUUAUUGUCCAGGUCUAUUUUGCUAGAACAUUUUGUCAUAGCAUCUGUUCUCCUGGAGUCUAAGGAGGAAUUGGAAACUGGUAUCUUUUGAGUGCAAUAUGAACUAAAAAUCCAUCUUAAAUUGGCUCUCAUAGAGAGUUACCAAAAUAGGUUUGGUGAGCUACUGCACAUGUUGAAGAUCCUUCUAGUACAGUGGUCGGCAAACUGCAGCUCCCGAGCCACAUGCAGCUCUUUGGCCCCUUGAGUGUGGCUCUUCCACAAAAUACCAUGGCCUGGGGGAGUCUAUUUUGAAGAAGCGGCAUUAGAAGAAGACCUUGACAAGGGGUAGUCUGUCUGUGGAUCGAACUGUUUUCUAAAUAGAGCAACUCUUUCUGGGGAAGUUUGCUUUUUCUCAUGGCUUUCUUUCUUUCUUGACCUCUUGUUUCAUUGGCAUGGCUGCCUUCAUUAAUUUUAGCUCAUGGUCUUCAAGGAGUUUAUCCUGACUGGCCAUGAAUUAGGGGUUUCUCCUGCUUUCUGAAAAAAUCCCACAUUUUCCAGAAUCUAGCAAAACAAACAGAAUGGUGGCAGCGGAGUGAACUGUUCUUAUUAGGUAAGCCAGCUGUUGUUUGGGGGCUCAAGCGGGCAGAGAGUCCCUCUGGAAGGCCUGUGCCCCAUCUCAUCACUCUCCCACCCCAGCUGUACCUACCCCUGUUCUCUGGGGGGAGCCAGGUGUUGAGUAUGCAACACCAGAGGUCAUGGAAAUUGAUGGUGGUGUGCUCCCACAAAAGCAAUGCCUCUCUAUUAUGAUAAAGCCAGGCUGGGGGCUGGGGACUCAAGCCCUUCUCAUGUAAGCACUGCCAUCUUAAUACUCUCAGGGAGGUGUGGCUAGUGGCCUUGGUUUUAGAGGAGCCAGGAUAAGACCUGACCCAACAGGGUCUUGUCAAUCUUUUGCCAAUAACCUGGG
Messenger RNA from Pipistrellus kuhlii (Kuhl's pipistrelle), 5363 nucleotides. RefSeq names its product phosphorylase kinase regulatory subunit alpha 2 (gene PHKA2). Gene Ontology annotation, molecular function: calmodulin binding. Lineage: Eukaryota; Metazoa; Chordata; Mammalia; Chiroptera; Vespertilionidae. Gene Ontology annotation, cellular component: phosphorylase kinase complex. Bases 277 to 3996 code for a protein of 1239 amino acids. Gene Ontology annotation, biological process: glycogen metabolic process. The transcript has 34 exons. The record is from RefSeq and is a predicted model, not a curated record.